Molecule: messenger RNA, 468 nt
Organism: Coccomyxa subellipsoidea C-169
Lineage: Eukaryota; Viridiplantae; Chlorophyta; Trebouxiophyceae; Coccomyxaceae
Exons: 4
Coding region: 1-468 (155 amino acids)
Source: RefSeq, a predicted model, not a curated record
AUGUUCAGAUCGCCCGCUAGCCUGAGAAGGACACAGCUCAAGCACCGACAUGUUGUGCACGUGAACCCAUUUGAUGUCGCUUGGGGCACCUCUGUCAGUAUAAAUGCACAAAGCCUGGCCGCAAAUUUGUUUGCCAGCAGCAUUUUCCCAUAUGCCGCGUUCCUGUACUACCUGACGCGCUCCAAGAAAACUCCUGGCUUGGCCCUUUUUGGAUUUUACUUCCUAUUGGUAUUUGUGUUCGCAACAAUUCCGGCAGGCAUUUAUGCCAAGACGCACUAUGGAACCAUAUUGGCAAACGUAGACUGGCUGCAUGGCGGUGCAGAGUCCCUCCUGACAAUUACAAAUCUAAUGAUAGUGCUUGGUGUUCGUGAAGGCAUCCGGCAAGCUGAAAAGAGGAGAGGAGAUCUUGAGUCACCUGAGACAGCCAGCAAUGAGCAGAGCAAAGUGAAAGAAAAGCAAACACUGUAG